AUGUCCAUCAUCGCAAAAAGCACUACCAGAGCUUCGGCGGCGCCCGCACGAGAACGGCUCAACAUCCGUUUCCCGCAGCGAGGAACGAAAGACGUCCCCCAAGACGACGAAUGGGGCGAGCUCGCCCAGGGCGAGCACGUCACCCGUAUCCGCUUCCACGACUACGCCCAGGCCUUCAGUAUUCCAGGGUUGUACAACCAGCUGUUCGGCGGUCUAGAUUCGGAGACGAAGUGCAUUUCGCUGCAGGUCGUAGCUGGCCUCCUGCGCGACCAGCUUUCCCUUGUCCUCCCUGGUAACAACUCCCGAGACCGGGGCCAGCAUGAAGGCAAGCCAAAGCUGCGUGUCCGGGACCUCGCUUCCAAGAAGAACUGCCAUCAUGAUUUUUUACCUUUAUUUGAGUUGACAGGCAUUUCUGCAGCAACUUGCAACUGUUUUUACGAAAAGAAAUAUAGUUGUGGAUAUGUCAACCCUCAUGAUGACAUGCAUCUAUUCUAA
Messenger RNA from Diaporthe citri, 495 nucleotides. RefSeq lists its product as uncharacterized. The transcript has a single exon. The record is from RefSeq and is a predicted model, not a curated record. Lineage: Eukaryota; Fungi; Ascomycota; Sordariomycetes; Diaporthales; Diaporthaceae. Bases 1 to 495 code for a protein of 164 amino acids.